Mesorhabditis spiculigera is the source of this 279-nucleotide messenger RNA. The record is from the annotation of a GenBank genome assembly. Lineage: Eukaryota; Metazoa; Nematoda; Chromadorea; Rhabditida; Rhabditidae.
AUGCAGUCGACAAAAUUCCUCCUCCUCGCCAUCCUCCUCCUCACCGGCAUCGCACUGAUCGACCAGGUCGACGCCCAGUACUACAGCAGCUACUAUUACCCAUACUACAGCAGCGGCUACAACUACGGGUCGUACUACCCCUACUACUACAAUUCGUACUACUACCCCUACACCUAUGGAUACUACGGAUAUGGCAAACGCGAGGUGAACUGGAACGACGCUCCGCAGCAGCAACAACAGCAGCAGAUGCCACAAGUCCAAGGAGGUCAGGGCCAGCAU